Penicillium digitatum Pd1 is the source of this 1728-nucleotide messenger RNA. RefSeq names its product putative capsule-associated protein CAP1. The record is from RefSeq and is a predicted model, not a curated record. Lineage: Eukaryota; Fungi; Ascomycota; Eurotiomycetes; Eurotiales; Aspergillaceae.
AUGCGCAUCCAACGGUUGAUUGUAUUACUUACGAUCGGUGUUCUUGUCUGUCUUUCUCUCCUACUAUUACGAUCAUCACCUCCCCGAGAGCAGCCCUUAGUUUUGCCUCCUCCCGAACCGAUUCAACAUCCUCAGCUUCAUGCGGGGCAAAAAACAUACCUCCCCGAGAAGGAACACCCGAUCACGCGUCUGAUCGGAAAUGCCCAGCAGCAAUUCAAUCAUGCGCAGUCACGGCAAUCAAAAACCUUGGCCGAGGCCGUAAUUGAAUACCAGCGCCGCUAUAAUAUGCACCCGCCGCCAUUUUUCGACAAGUGGUUCGAGUUUGCCAAGUCAAGAAACGUACAGCUAAUCGAUGAUUUCGACUCCAUAUACCACACCCUCCUCCCCUUCUGGGGUGUGAAACCAAAGACGAUUCGCGAACGGGCGCGCGAGACACUUGGAUUUGACAAUGCGGUACUUGGUAUUCUGAUUCGCAACGGCAAGGUGUCUUUAACAGAUGGAGGGGGUGAUGACCGCAAGUGGCAGCGAGAUGCCACUGCCGGUAUGAUGAAUGCUUUUGUAAAAUACCUGCCCGACAUGGACCUGGUCUUCAACACUCACGACGAACCGCGCGUGAUCCUUCCUAAUGAAGACCUCCAGCGAUUGGUGCAUAAGGCCAAGGACUUCACUAUCCCAGCAUCAUUCCAGAAAACCCCGACUAACGCGUGGUCCCCACGUGCUUCAGACCUAAACAAAGGUGACCGCAUCGACGAGGUGCGCACUACUCGUUUCAACCGUUUCGCGCACCAACCGACCUGGACAAACUCCCGAAUAUCUUGUCCGGUUGACAGUCCAGCGCGCUCACUUGAUGAAAAUCCUCCCGACGACGUUGAUCCUUAUGCGUAUGGCGAACUCGGCUUCAUCUACAACACGACGGCGGCCUCUGAUAUCUGCAAUACCCCCUCUCUCCGCUAUUCAUACGGAUUCUUUGACCGACCCAACGCCUUCGAUGUCGUCCACGAUCUGUUUCCCAUCUUCUCGCAGAGCAAGAUCUCCAGCUUCCAGGACAUCAUUUACCCGAGUCCCUGGUAUUGGGCUGACAAGGUUCCUUACGACACUGAAAAAGACUAUGCGUGGGAGGCCAAGUCCGACCGAAUGUACUGGCGUGGCUCCACAACAGGUGGGUUUUCGCGCGCGGGUGGCUGGCGUCGACAACAUCGACAGCAAUUUGUCGACAACGUCAACGCCUUGGGCACCACCAAAGUUCUCGUUCGCCAGGGGGACAGCUGGGUUUCACAAGUCACCAACCGGAACAUUCAUCGCGAUUCCUUCGAUGUCAAAUUCACGCUUAUUGGCCAGUGCGACCCGGACGAUUGCAAUGCGCAGACUGAAUACUUUGGGGUGUUCAAACAGGCCGGGCAACAAGAUGCGUGGGCGCACAAGUUCCUAGUUGACAUCGACGGCAACGCUUUUAGCGGACGAUUCUACGCUUUCUUGCAUAGCAAGAGCUUUGUCUACAAGAUCGCUAUCUUCCGCGAAUGGCAUGAUGAGUGGCUGAAGCCCUGGGUACACUACGUCCCUCUCAGUUUGAAAGGCGACGAGUACGUUGAAAGCAUGCGAUACUUUACCUCAGAAGACGAGGGCAAAAAGGCUGCUCUUCAAAUUGCCAACCAAGGCCAGCGCUGGGCACAAAAGACCCUACGAAAUGAAGAUCUGGAGGUUUGGUUCUUCCGGUUACUACUAGAGUAA